CUCAUUAAGCCUCAAGAUCUUAAUUUUACACUCUAAAAUGAAAGAUAGGUUCAUUUCAAAAAGGGACGCAAGCACUCCUGCUUCAGAAAAAUGGAUGGAACUAGCUGACGAUCGCAGAUAUAACCUUAGGCACAAAAGAGCCCAAAAAGGGACACCUAACACUACAGAUGAUAUUAACUUUUCAAAUAUUUCUAAAAGAAUCAGAAAAAUAGGAUUUCACUGGGAUGAAGAUAGUAACGUUGAUGUUGAAGAAUCAGAGGAUGCUGCUCAAAGCUCUGAGGAAGAAAAGACUGAAAAAUGAGUCAGCCAAACGCCAUAUUACAAUAAUAUCCUCUACUCUCUCAUGCUUGAUGAUGAAUUUACCGAUGUUGCACAACUUUAUCAGGAAAAUCCUACCUACUGAGGUAAGAAAUUGAUGAACAUGGCGGAUAAGAAGUCAAAGAAAAAGCCUUUAGAAUGAUCUUAUCAUAGGGGAACCGUUAAAUUUGGAUAUGAAUGUGGUAAAAUUUGGAAUGUCCCAAAAAGUGCUUAUAAGGUCCUUGAUGCACCCUCACUCAAGGAUGACUACUAUAUUGACAUCCUCAAGUGGGGUAAUCAAGGCUACAUCGCAGUUGCCUUGGGCAGCUGAUGACAUCUCUGGGACUCGAUCACUGGAAAAGUUAUUAACAGUAUUAAAGUGGAUGACGAUGAGGACAAUGUUCCAAUUACCUCUGUUUGAUGGACCAAUGAUGGGAAAGAUCUCGCUAUUGCUUCAAAAGAUGGCUAUGUAAGAAUUUAUGAUCUUAAUAAAGAAAUUAUCAAGAAGACAAUCUGCCUGUAUUUAGAAGCAAAUCGAUCUCGGAUCGGCUGCCUGUCCUGGUCGUCUCACUCUCUUGCAAUCGGAACUCAGGACUAUAACAUAUAUCUCAGUGAUCCGAGGAUGGAGCUGAGUACAUAUCGGAUACUAAAGUCUCAUGAACAGGAAAUCACUGGAGUAAAGUGGUCUCCGGAUGGCUGUAAUCUUGCUUCAGGUGGGAAUGAUAACAAAUUAAAAAUUUGGAGUACUAUCUAUCCCAAGAAACCGAUAUAUACUCAUGAAGACCAUCAAGCAGCUGUGAAAGCAAUUGCUUGGUCUCCAUUCAAGCAUGGCAUGCUAGCAAGUGGAGGAGGUAUUCAGGAUGGAAAUAUCCUAUUCUGGAAUACUAAAAAUGGUAAAUGAAUCGAUAAAAUAGCAGCUAAAACUCAAAUCUGCUCUCUAGAGUAUUCUCAAAAGGCUGGUGCUCUAGUAUCUUCUCACGGUCAUGGCGAGCCUGGCCAUGAAACGCAGAACAGUCUUGUUUUAUGGGACUACAAGACACUUAACCGGACUGCUGUUAUAAAGGCUCAUAAAACACGAGCUCUUUAUAUGACUCUGAAUCCCGACCAGGACGUUGCUGUUACUGGAUCAAUAGAUGAAACUCUGAAGUUCUGGCAAAUUUGUCCCAAUAUGAAGAACUCCAAGCUUGGAUGAGACAAGAGAAGAAACACCAUAUCUUAUAAGGAUCCAACAAAUUUUGUAAAAAGUGAACUUUACAGGUAA
Messenger RNA from Moneuplotes crassus, 1558 nucleotides. The record is from the annotation of a GenBank genome assembly. Lineage: Eukaryota; Ciliophora; Spirotrichea; Euplotida; Euplotidae.